UGCCGUUUCCGCUAUUAUCUUUGUCCAAGAAUGAUUUCCACGUUCAUUAAAAAUGGUUGCAAAUUAACCGAUUGCUAUCAAAACGAACGAUCUGGCUAGAGCAAGAACAUGUGGAAUAAGCUAAAUCAAAUAGUAUCUGGUGAGCAGCAAAAAAUUGAAAACCUUGAAUCCCAGUUGGAAGCUGAGCAACAGAGAAAUAAAGCAAUUAAUGAGCAAUUUAAAAAGCUACUCAGAGAUAAAGAUAAAGAAAUUCAAAGCUUGAAAGCAAGUGGUAAUGUACCUUCUUCAGAUAAUGUUUUACAAAAUGAUAGAGAAGAAAUUAAAGAUGAGCUCAAGCGUUUGCAACGUAAAUUGGAGGAGUAUCAAAUGUUAAAUUUGCAAAAAGAUGAAAAUAUACAAACACUUAUGCAACAAGUUCAUGAAGCUGAAGAACUGAAGGAUAAGGUUGAAGCCCAAGAAAGAAUAAAUUCAGAAAAAUUAAUGUUUGAAUUAGCUGGAAGAAUUGAAGCUCAUGAAAGAAUCAGCAAUAAACUAGAAGAAAUGCGUAAUGUUAUGACUGAGAAAGAUAUAGCCGUACAAAAUAUGGCUGAUGAGAUGGCUGCUAAAGAUCAACUUCUUAAAACUAAAGAAGAGGCUGUUAAAAGGCUUAAAGUGCUUACUCAAGGAUCUGAAGUUACUGAGCAGUAUAUUCAAUCCCUAGAAAAUGAUAAAAAAGAACUUGCUAAAGAAGUGGAUAAAUUAAUUGGAACAAUUCAAGUUCUAGAAAAAAAAAAUAUUUCAAAAAGUGACACACCUGUUGCAUUUGAUAAGAAUGAAAGAGUUAAUCAGCUGCAAGAUCUUGUUCGAAAACUUGAAUCUGAGUCCAAAAGUAUUCACAAUCAACUAGAAAAAUCUGCUAUUAAAAUAAAAGAUCUUCAAAGUCAUUUAGAACAAUCAGAAGAAAAAGCAAGUUCUCUAGAGGCACAUAAUAUUCAACUAAGCAAGAUGUUUGAAGAAAAGACAAAAGAAAUAGAGAAUCUUUUUGAGAAUUUUAAAUUAAAAGAAAAAGAAGCCAUUAUGUUUGAAAAAAAGUACAGAGAUGAGGCUGAGCAGGUUUUAAAAUAUAAAGAUCAACUAGAUCAGCUUGGGGCUGAACUCACUAAUGCUAUUGAUGUUGAAAGAAAUUCUAACAAUUUUCUAAAGGAUGAUCUAGAUUCAUUUUCUAAAAAAUUAUUGUUUGUUGAGGAAAAAAAUAAAGAGCUUUUAAAUGAGCUAGAUGUGACUAGCUAUACUUUGCAGAAGAUACUAGAAUUAGAUAGCUUUAAGGAAAAAUAUCAAGAAAAAAUACCAGAAUUCCGUCAAAAUAGAGAAAAUGAUCUUUCAUAUCACAAAAACGAUGGCCUAGAUUCAGCAGUAUCAUUUUCAAACCAACAACAAAAGAAUUCAAUUGAUUAUAUAAGUAACAGGUGCAGCAUUCUUAACAAAGAAAUAGAAGACAUAAAAGUUUUACUUAAUGAAGCUAAUAUAAAAAAUAUAAAUCUUGAAAAGUAUAUUUCUGACACAAACUCAGAAAUAAGUAAGAUUUGUAGAACUUAUCUCUCAAGCAAUGAUUUUGUUUCUAAUGAGAUUCUUGAAAAAGAUGACACAAAAAAAGAAUUAGCUGCAAUUCAAAACAUGUUGAUGAUAAGAAGUGAUAAUUUCAGUGAGUUAAAGAAAAGUUUAUUAGAAAAAGAUGAAACUGAAAAAUUACUUAAAAAGGAAAUUUAUGAUCUUAAAUCCGAGUGUAGUGGUCUUAGUGCAACAAUCAAAGAACUUGAGAAUGUUGUCUUGAAACUUGAUGAUGAUCUUUUAAAUGCAAAUAACAAACUCAGCGUAGCCAAAAAUCAAGAAGAUUUGUUAAAGGAUGCUUUAAAAACUGAAACAAUGCGUAUCACUGAUAUGGAAAAUGCACUUGGUAUUUUUGUGAAAAAUGCACAUAAAGAUUUUUCAGUGGAUAAUUUUGAAGAAAUUUUAAACAUACUUGAAUGUGAAAGAAAAGAGUUAGAAGAAUCACUAAUAAGCGCUAUAAAGGAGCGUGAUAAUUUUCAAGAAAAUAAUGCUAGAUUUGAAAACUUACUAGCUGCAGAAAAGCAACGGUUCAAUCAAGUGUUAUCCCAAAUAGAUGUAUUAAAGUCUUCUCAUGAAGUUAGUGAAAAAGAAAUGAUUAAUGCAAUAAACAAGUUAAAUGAGGAAGUUAAAUCUUUAAAAUUAAUGUUGAACAAUGCUGAUACUGAAAAAGAACUUUUGCUUUCCAAAGAAAAGAGUAUGGAUUUCAAAGUUAUUCAGUUAGAAAAUGAAUUAGUAGCCAAGAAAGAACAAAUUGAUUUAUUGGUUGAAAAACUAGACAAACUCAAUUCUAUAAUUAAAGAAAAUGAAUCCUCUAAAAAUCAGCAGUUAAUUGAAGAAGUUAACUUGAAAAAUAUUGAAAUAAGAAAGAUAAAAAAUGAUUAUGAAAGAGAAAUUGCUGAAUUAUUAGAUUGUUAUAAGUCAAUUAGUCAGGAACAGGAACUAAUAAAAAAAGUAAAUGAUAAAAAGGAGGCCGAGUUAAUUGAAAGUCAAGCAGUUCUUGUAAGUAAGGAAUCUGAAUUAAAUGCCACUCUACAGACGUUGUCAACAACUACUGAGAGUUUAGCCCAAACUAAAGAUCAGUUAGUUCAAUCGGAGGAAAAUAAUAACAGUGUUACCAAUGAACUUAAGGUGACGAAAGCCAGUUUUGAAGCCCAAAAAGUAGAAUUGAACUCUGCUGUUUCAGAGCUCACUGAAACCAAGGCUUGUUUAUGCGAGACUCUGAAUGAGCUGACUGCAGUCAAACUAAAACUAAGUGAUGUCGAAAUGCAGAAGCUUGAUUUAACAACGGAGCUGAGCUCAACUGUUUCAGCUCUUGACAGCACCAGAAAUGCAUUGAGUGAUCUUAAAAAGGAAAGUAGUACGUUACUCGCAGAACUGAAAGAAAAGCUAUGCGACACCGAAGACUUGUUAUCUAAGACUAUUCUGGAGCGGGACAGAAAGGAGGCCGAGUUAAUUGAAAGUCAAGCAGUUCUUGUAAGUAAGGAAUCUGAAUUAAAUGCCACUCUACAGACGUUGUCAACAACUACUGAGAGUUUAGCCCAAACUAAAGAUCAGUUAGUUCAAUCGGAGGAAAAUAAUAACAGUGUUACCAAUGAACUUAAGGUGACGAAAGCCAGUUUUGAAGCCCAAAAAGUAGAAUUGAACUCUGCUGUUUCAGAGCUCACUGAAACCAAGGCUUGUUUAUGCGAGACUCUGAAUGAGCUGACUGCAGUCAAACUAAAACUAAGUGAUGUCGAAAUGCAGAAGCUUGAUUUAACAACGGAGCUGAGCUCAACUGUUUCAGCUCUUGACAGCACCAGAAAUGCAUUGAGUGAUCUUAAAAAGGAAAGUAGUACGUUACUCGCAGAACUGAAAGAAAAGCUAUGCGACACCGAAGACUUGUUAUCUAAGACUAUUCUGGAGCGGGACAGAAAGGAGGCCGAGUUAAUUGAAAGUCAAGCAGUUCUUGUAAGUAAGGAAUCUGAAUUAAAUGCCACUCUACAGACGUUGUCAACAACUACUGAGAGUUUAGCCCAAACUAAAGAUCAGUUAGUUCAAUCGGAGGAAAAUAAUAACAGUGUUACCAAUGAACUUAAGGUGACGAAAGCCAGUUUUGAAGCCCAAAAAGUAGAAUUGAACUCUGCUGUUUCAGAGCUCACUGAAACCAAGGCUUGUUUAUGCGAGACUCUGAAUGAGCUGACUGCAGUCAAACUAAAACUAAGUGAUGUCGAAAUGCAGAAGCUUGAUUUAACAACGGAGCUGAGCUCAACUGUUUCAGCUCUUGACAGCACCAGAAAUGCAUUGAGUGAUCUUAAAAAGGAAAGUAGUACGUUACUCGCAGAACUGAAAGAAAAGCUAUGCGACACCGAAGACUUGUUAUCUAAGACUAUUCUGGAGCGGGACAGAAAGGAGGCCGAGUUAAUUGAAAGUCAAGCAGUUCUUGUAAGUAAGGAAUCUGAAUUAAAUGCCACUCUACAGACGUUGUCAACAACUACUGAGAGUUUAGCCCAAACUAAAGAUCAGUUAGUUCAAUCGGAGGAAAAUAAUAACAGUGUUACCAAUGAACUUAAGGUGACGAAAGCCAGUUUUGAAGCCCAAAAAGUAGAAUUGAACUCUGCUGUUUCAGAGCUCACUGAAACCAAGGCUUGUUUAUGCGAGACUCUGAAUGAGCUGACUGCAGUCAAACUAAAACUAAGUGAUGUCGAAAUGCAGAAGCUUGAUUUAACAACGGAGCUGAGCUCAACUGUUUCAGCUCUUGACAGCACCAGAAAUGCAUUGAGUGAUCUUAAAAAGGAAAGUAGUACGUUACUCGCAGAACUGAAAGAAAAGCUAUGCGACACCGAAGACUUGUUAUCUAAGACUAUUCUGGAGCGGGACAGAAAGGAGGCCGAGUUAAUUGAAAGUCAAGCAGUUCUUGUAAGUAAGGAAUCUGAAUUAAAUGCCACUCUACAGACGUUGUCAACAACUACUGAGAGUUUAGCCCAAACUAAAGAUCAGUUAGUUCAAUCGGAGGAAAAUAAUAACAGUGUUACCAAUGAACUUAAGGUGACGAAAGCCAGUUUUGAAGCCCAAAAAGUAGAAUUGAACUCUGCUGUUUCAGAGCUCACUGAAACCAAGGCUUGUUUAUGCGAGACUCUGAAUGAGCUGACUGCAGUCAAACUAAAACUAAGUGAUGUCGAAAUGCAGAAGCUUGAUUUAACAACGGAGCUGAGCUCAACUGUUUCAGCUCUUGACAGCACCAGAAAUGCAUUGAGUGAUCUUAAAAAGGAAAGUAGUACGUUACUCGCAGAACUGAAAGAAAAGCUAUGCGACACCGAAGACUUGUUAUCUAAGACUAUUCUGGAGCGGGACAGAAAGGAGGCCGAGUUAAUUGAAAGUCAAGCAGUUCUUGUAAGUAAGGAAUCUGAAUUAAAUGCCACUCUACAGACGUUGUCAACAACUACUGAGAGUUUAGCCCAAACUAAAGAUCAGUUAGUUCAAUCGGAGGAAAAUAAUAACAGUGUUACCAAUGAACUUAAGGUGACGAAAGCCAGUUUUGAAGCCCAAAAAGUAGAAUUGAACUCUGCUGUUUCAGAGCUCACUGAAACCAAGGCUUGUUUAUGCGAGACUCUGAAUGAGCUGACUGCAGUCAAACUAAAACUAAGUGAUGUCGAAAUGCAGAAGCUUGAUUUAACAACGGAGCUGAGCUCAACUGUUUCAGCUCUUGACAGCACCAGAAAUGCAUUGAGUGAUCUUAAAAAGGAAAGUAGUACGUUACUCGCAGAACUGAAAGAAAAGCUAUGCGACACCGAAGACUUGUUAUCUAAGACUAUUCUGGAGCGGGACAGAAAGGAGGCCGAGUUAAUUGAAAGUCAAGCAGUUCUUGUAAGUAAGGAAUCUGAAUUAAAUGCCACUCUACAGACGUUGUCAACAACUACUGAGAGUUUAGCCCAAACUAAAGAUCAGUUAGUUCAAUCGGAGGAAAAUAAUAACAGUGUUACCAAUGAACUUAAGGUGACGAAAGCCAGUUUUGAAGCCCAAAAAGUAGAAUUGAACUCUGCUGUUUCAGAGCUCACUGAAACCAAGGCUUGUUUAUGCGAGACUCUGAAUGAGCUGACUGCAGUCAAACUAAAACUAAGUGAUGUCGAAAUGCAGAAGCUUGAUUUAACAACGGAGCUGAGCUCAACUGUUUCAGCUCUUGACAGCACCAGAAAUGCAUUGAGUGAUCUUAAAAAGGAAAGUAGUACGUUACUCGCAGAACUGAAAGAAAAGCUAUGCGACACCGAAGACUUGUUAUCUAAGACUAUUCUGGAGCGGGACAGAAAGGAGGCCGAGUUAAUUGAAAGUCAAGCAGUUCUUGUAAGUAAGGAAUCUGAAUUAAAUGCCACUCUACAGACGUUGUCAACAACUACUGAGAGUUUAGCCCAAACUAAAGAUCAGUUAGUUCAAUCGGAGGAAAAUAAUAACAGUGUUACCAAUGAACUUAAGGUGACGAAAGCCAGUUUUGAAGCCCAAAAAGUAGAAUUGAACUCUGCUGUUUCAGAGCUCACUGAAACCAAGGCUUGUUUAUGCGAGACUCUGAAUGAGCUGACUGCAGUCAAACUAAAACUAAGUGAUGUCGAAAUGCAGAAGCUUGAUUUAACAACGGAGCUGAGCUCAACUGUUUCAGCUCUUGACAGCACCAGAAAUGCAUUGAGUGAUCUUAAAAAGGAAAGUAGUACGUUACUCGCAGAACUGAAAGAAAAGCUAUGCGACACCGAAGACUUGUUAUCUAAGACUAUUCUGGAGCGGGACAGAAAGGAGGCCGAGUUAAUUGAAAGUCAAGCAGUUCUUGUAAGUAAGGAAUCUGAAUUAAAUGCCACUCUACAGACGUUGUCAACAACUACUGAGAGUUUAGCCCAAACUAAAGAUCAGUUAGUUCAAUCGGAGGAAAAUAAUAACAGUGUUACCAAUGAACUUAAGGUGACGAAAGCCAGUUUUGAAGCCCAAAAAGUAGAAUUGAACUCUGCUGUUUCAGAGCUCACUGAAACCAAGGCUUGUUUAUGCGAGACUCUGAAUGAGCUGACUGCAGUCAAACUAAAACUAAGUGAUGUCGAAAUGCAGAAGCUUGAUUUAACAACGGAGCUGAGCUCAACUGUUUCAGCUCUUGACAGCACCAGAAAUGCAUUGAGUGAUCUUAAAAAGGAAAGUAGUACGUUACUCGCAGAACUGAAAGAAAAGCUAUGCGACACCGAAGACUUGUUAUCUAAGACUAUUCUGGAGCGGGACAGAAAGGAGGCCGAGUUAAUUGAAAGUCAAGCAGUUCUUGUAAGUAAGGAAUCUGAAUUAAAUGCCACUCUACAGACGUUGUCAACAACUACUGAGAGUUUAGCCCAAACUAAAGAUCAGUUAGUUCAAUCGGAGGAAAAUAAUAACAGUGUUACCAAUGAACUUAAGGUGACGAAAGCCAGUUUUGAAGCCCAAAAAGUAGAAUUGAACUCUGCUGUUUCAGAGCUCACUGAAACCAAGGCUUGUUUAUGCGAGACUCUGAAUGAGCUGACUGCAGUCAAACUAAAACUAAGUGAUGUCGAAAUGCAGAAGCUUGAUUUAACAACGGAGCUGAGCUCAACUGUUUCAGCUCUUGACAGCACCAGAAAUGCAUUGAGUGAUCUUAAAAAGGAAAGUAGUACGUUACUCGCAGAACUGAAAGAAAAGCUAUGCGACACCGAAGACUUGUUAUCUAAGACUAUUCUGGAGCGGGACAGAAAGGAGGCCGAGUUAAUUGAAAGUCAAGCAGUUCUUGUAAGUAAGGAAUCUGAAUUAAAUGCCACUCUACAGACGUUGUCAACAACUACUGAGAGUUUAGCCCAAACUAAAGAUCAGUUAGUUCAAUCGGAGGAAAAUAAUAACAGUGUUACCAAUGAACUUAAGGUGACGAAAGCCAGUUUUGAAGCCCAAAAAGUAGAAUUGAACUCUGCUGUUUCAGAGCUCACUGAAACCAAGGCUUGUUUAUGCGAGACUCUGAAUGAGCUGACUGCAGUCAAACUAAAACUAAGUGAUGUCGAAAUGCAGAAGCUUGAUUUAACAACGGAGCUGAGCUCAACUGUUUCAGCUCUUGACAGCACCAGAAAUGCAUUGAGUGAUCUUAAAAAGGAAAGUAGUACGUUACUCGCAGAACUGAAAGAAAAGCUAUGCGACACCGAAGACUUGUUAUCUAAGACUAUUCUGGAGCGGGACAGAAAGGAGGCCGAGUUAAUUGAAAGUCAAGCAGUUCUUGUAAGUAAGGAAUCUGAAUUAAAUGCCACUCUACAGACGUUGUCAACAACUACUGAGAGUUUAGCCCAAACUAAAGAUCAGUUAGUUCAAUCGGAGGAAAAUAAUAACAGUGUUACCAAUGAACUUAAGGUGACGAAAGCCAGUUUUGAAGCCCAAAAAGUAGAAUUGAACUCUGCUGUUUCAGAGCUCACUGAAACCAAGGCUUGUUUAUGCGAGACUCUGAAUGAGCUGACUGCAGUCAAACUAAAACUAAGUGAUGUCGAAAUGCAGAAGCUUGAUUUAACAACGGAGCUGAGCUCAACUGUUUCAGCUCUUGACAGCACCAGAAAUGCAUUGAGUGAUCUUAAAAAGGAAAGUAGUACGUUACUCGCAGAACUGAAAGAAAAGCUAUGCGACACCGAAGACUUGUUAUCUAAGACUAUUCUGGAGCGGGACAGAAAGGAGGCCGAGUUAAUUGAAAGUCAAGCAGUUCUUGUAAGUAAGGAAUCUGAAUUAAAUGCCACUCUACAGACGUUGUCAACAACUACUGAGAGUUUAGCCCAAACUAAAGAUCAGUUAGUUCAAUCGGAGGAAAAUAAUAACAGUGUUACCAAUGAACUUAAGGUGACGAAAGCCAGUUUUGAAGCCCAAAAAGUAGAAUUGAACUCUGCUGUUUCAGAGCUCACUGAAACCAAGGCUUGUUUAUGCGAGACUCUGAAUGAGCUGACUGCAGUCAAACUAAAACUAAGUGAUGUCGAAAUGCAGAAGCUUGAUUUAACAACGGAGCUGAGCUCAACUGUUUCAGCUCUUGACAGCACCAGAAAUGCAUUGAGUGAUCUUAAAAAGGAAAGUAGUACGUUACUCGCAGAACUGAAAGAAAAGCUAUGCGACACCGAAGACUUGUUAUCUAAGACUAUUCUGGAGCGGGACAGAAAGGAGGCCGAGUUAAUUGAAAGUCAAGCAGUUCUUGUAAGUAAGGAAUCUGAAUUAAAUGCCACUCUACAGACGUUGUCAACAACUACUGAGAGUUUAGCCCAAACUAAAGAUCAGUUAGUUCAAUCGGAGGAAAAUAAUAACAGUGUUACCAAUGAACUUAAGGUGACGAAAGCCAGUUUUGAAGCCCAAAAAGUAGAAUUGAACUCUGCUGUUUCAGAGCUCACUGAAACCAAGGCUUGUUUAUGCGAGACUCUGAAUGAGCUGACUGCAGUCAAACUAAAACUAAGUGAUGUCGAAAUGCAGAAGCUUGAUUUAACAACGGAGCUGAGCUCAACUGUUUCAGCUCUUGACAGCACCAGAAAUGCAUUGAGUGAUCUUAAAAAGGAAAGUAGUACGUUACUCGCAGAACUGAAAGAAAAGCUAUGCGACACCGAAGACUUGUUAUCUAAGACUAUUCUGGAGCGGGACAGAAAGGAGGCCGAGUUAAUUGAAAGUCAAGCAGUUCUUGUAAGUAAGGAAUCUGAAUUAAAUGCCACUCUACAGACGUUGUCAACAACUACUGAGAGUUUAGCCCAAACUAAAGAUCAGUUAGUUCAAUCGGAGGAAAAUAAUAACAGUGUUACCAAUGAACUUAAGGUGACGAAAGCCAGUUUUGAAGCCCAAAAAGUAGAAUUGAACUCUGCUGUUUCAGAGCUCACUGAAACCAAGGCUUGUUUAUGCGAGACUCUGAAUGAGCUGACUGCAGUCAAACUAAAACUAAGUGAUGUCGAAAUGCAGAAGCUUGAUUUAACAACGGAGCUGAGCUCAACUGUUUCAGCUCUUGACAGCACCAGAAAUGCAUUGAGUGAUCUUAAAAAGGAAAGUAGUACGUUACUCGCAGAACUGAAAGAAAAGCUAUGCGACACCGAAGACUUGUUAUCUAAGACUAUUCUGGAGCGGGACAGAAAGGAGGCCGAGUUAAUUGAAAGUCAAGCAGUUCUUGUAAGUAAGGAAUCUGAAUUAAAUGCCACUCUACAGACGUUGUCAACAACUACUGAGAGUUUAGCCCAAACUAAAGAUCAGUUAGUUCAAUCGGAGGAAAAUAAUAACAGUGUUACCAAUGAACUUAAGGUGACGAAAGCCAGUUUUGAAGCCCAAAAAGUAGAAUUGAACUCUGCUGUUUCAGAGCUCACUGAAACCAAGGCUUGUUUAUGCGAGACUCUGAAUGAGCUGACUGCAGUCAAACUAAAACUAAGUGAUGUCGAAAUGCAGAAGCUUGAUUUAACAACGGAGCUGAGCUCAACUGUUUCAGCUCUUGACAGCACCAGAAAUGCAUUGAGUGAUCUUAAAAAGGAAAGUAGUACGUUACUCGCAGAACUGAAAGAAAAGCUAUGCGACACCGAAGACUUGUUAUCUAAGACUAUUCUGGAGCGGGACAGAAAGGAGGCCGAGUUAAUUGAAAGUCAAGCAGUUCUUGUAAGUAAGGAAUCUGAAUUAAAUGCCACUCUACAGACGUUGUCAACAACUACUGAGAGUUUAGCCCAAACUAAAGAUCAGUUAGUUCAAUCGGAGGAAAAUAAUAACAGUGUUACCAAUGAACUUAAGGUGACGAAAGCCAGUUUUGAAGCCCAAAAAGUAGAAUUGAACUCUGCUGUUUCAGAGCUCACUGAAACCAAGGCUUGUUUAUGCGAGACUCUGAAUGAGCUGACUGCAGUCAAACUAAAACUAAGUGAUGUCGAAAUGCAGAAGCUUGAUUUAACAACGGAGCUGAGCUCAACUGUUUCAGCUCUUGACAGCACCAGAAAUGCAUUGAGUGAUCUUAAAAAGGAAAGUAGUACGUUACUCGCAGAACUGAAAGAAAAGCUAUGCGACACCGAAGACUUGUUAUCUAAGACUAUUCUGGAGCGGGACAGAAAGGAGGCCGAGUUAAUUGAAAGUCAAGCAGUUCUUGUAAGUAAGGAAUCUGAAUUAAAUGCCACUCUACAGACGUUGUCAACAACUACUGAGAGUUUAGCCCAAACUAAAGAUCAGUUAGUUCAAUCGGAGGAAAAUAAUAACAGUGUUACCAAUGAACUUAAGGUGACGAAAGCCAGUUUUGAAGCCCAAAAAGUAGAAUUGAACUCUGCUGUUUCAGAGCUCACUGAAACCAAGGCUUGUUUAUGCGAGACUCUGAAUGAGCUGACUGCAGUCAAACUAAAACUAAGUGAUGUCGAAAUGCAGAAGCUUGAUUUAACAACGGAGCUGAGCUCAACUGUUUCAGCUCUUGACAGCACCAGAAAUGCAUUGAGUGAUCUUAAAAAGGAAAGUAGUACGUUACUCGCAGAACUGAAAGAAAAGCUAUGCGACACCGAAGACUUGUUAUCUAAGACUAUUCUGGAGCGGGACAGAAAGGAGGCCGAGUUAAUUGAAAGUCAAGCAGUUCUUGUAAGUAAGGAAUCUGAAUUAAAUGCCACUCUACAGACGUUGUCAACAACUACUGAGAGUUUAGCCCAAACUAAAGAUCAGUUAGUUCAAUCGGAGGAAAAUAAUAACAGUGUUACCAAUGAACUUAAGGUGACGAAAGCCAGUUUUGAAGCCCAAAAAGUAGAAUUGAACUCUGCUGUUUCAGAGCUCACUGAAACCAAGGCUUGUUUAUGCGAGACUCUGAAUGAGCUGACUGCAGUCAAACUAAAACUAAGUGAUGUCGAAAUGCAGAAGCUUGAUUUAACAACGGAGCUGAGCUCAACUGUUUCAGCUCUUGACAGCACCAGAAAUGCAUUGAGUGAUCUUAAAAAGGAAAGUAGUACGUUACUCGCAGAACUGAAAGAAAAGCUAUGCGACACCGAAGACUUGUUAUCUAAGACUAUUCUGGAGCGGGACAGAAAGGAGGCCGAGUUAAUUGAAAGUCAAGCAGUUCUUGUAAGUAAGGAAUCUGAAUUAAAUGCCACUCUACAGACGUUGUCAACAACUACUGAGAGUUUAGCCCAAACUAAAGAUCAGUUAGUUCAAUCGGAGGAAAAUAAUAACAGUGUUACCAAUGAACUUAAGGUGACGAAAGCCAGUUUUGAAGCCCAAAAAGUAGAAUUGAACUCUGCUGUUUCAGAGCUCACUGAAACCAAGGCUUGUUUAUGCGAGACUCUGAAUGAGCUGACUGCAGUCAAACUAAAACUAAGUGAUGUCGAAAUGCAGAAGCUUGAUUUAACAACGGAGCUGAGCUCAACUGUUUCAGCUCUUGACAGCACCAGAAAUGCAUUGAGUGAUCUUAAAAAGGAAAGUAGUACGUUACUCGCAGAACUGAAAGAAAAGCUAUGCGACACCGAAGACUUGUUAUCUAAGACUAUUCUGGAGCGGGACAGAAAGGAGGCCGAGUUAAUUGAAAGUCAAGCAGUUCUUGUAAGUAAGGAAUCUGAAUUAAAUGCCACUCUACAGACGUUGUCAACAACUACUGAGAGUUUAGCCCAAACUAAAGAUCAGUUAGUUCAAUCGGAGGAAAAUAAUAACAGUGUUACCAAUGAACUUAAGGUGACGAAAGCCAGUUUUGAAGCCCAAAAAGUAGAAUUGAACUCUGCUGUUUCAGAGCUCACUGAAACCAAGGCUUGUUUAUGCGAGACUCUGAAUGAGCUGACUGCAGUUAAGCUAAAACUAAGUGAGGUCGAAAUUUUAAAUCUUGGUUUACAAUCUGAGUUGAGUACAGCUCUUUUUACCUUAGACUGUACAAUAAAUUCUCUGAAUGACCUUAAAGAUGAGUGUAAAUCUACUUCGUCUGAACUUGCUUUUAUGAAAGAUAAGUUAGGUAAUACUGAAACAUGUUUAUCAAAAACUGAUAAAGACUUACAAUAUAAAGUAUGUUUGCUUAAUGAUUCUGUUAAUGCACUCUUUAAGGCUCGAGACUUGACUUUAUCGUUUAUAAAGUUCUUUUUAGACUUUAAAGUUGAGUUUCAAACUAUUAUUCAAAAUUUUAGGUUGUACAUUUCAGAGACCUGUCCUAAUAUACUUAGUUGUUUUUCUGAGUUACUUAAAAUGCUCUCUGCUGCAGAUUCCUUAGCUAAUGAAUCAAAGCUAAUGUAUUAUGAUCAGUGUAAGGAGUUAUUGGUUUGUAGUAAUAAGAUAUUUAACCUUUCUUCUGAGUUAGAUUUUCUUAAACAAGAAAAUAAUGCAAAUUAUGAUAAAUAUAUUCGAUUAGAAAAUUUCUAUAAUGAAGUCAAGUUUUUAAAUGUGAAUUUGGAAAUGAAGGUUAAUUCUUUAGAAUCAGAUUUGAGAGAUUGUAAUUCGAUUUCUUCUUCUCUUCGUUUAGAUUUGGAGAUGUAUAUGAAAAUGUUUAAUGAUGCAUCUUUAACAUGUCAAAAUUUUGAAAAACUAUUUAAUGUUGUUACUUCUACAUGCAUGCUUAAUGGAAUCAUUUUUAACAAUUUAUUUUUAAAUAAUGAUAAAGAUGAUAUUUAUCAAGAUAAAAGACUUAAUUAUGCCAUGCAAAACACAGAACCUAAUCUCUUGAGCCAAUUUCCAGAUUAUAAAUCUAACAGUAAUGAGGCAUCAUCAUUACAAAGUGAUAAAGUGUCUCAUGAAAGGUUAUCUAAGUUAAAUGAGCAAAUUAUUGAUGCUAUCAAUAAUUUUUCUUUAAAUCAAUCAUCAGAACUUUUUCAACUUCAAUCGAAUAUAACUGAUUUAAAUUACCUAAAGGAACAACAAAGCCUUCAGAUUCAACAGAUGGAUAAACAUAUUAUAACAUUACAAAAAGAAUUGAACGCGAAACUCUUGGAUGUGGCUAGUUUAGAGUUGAGCUUGUCAGAAAAAGAGAAACAUAUCCAAGCACUGGAAGUAAGCCUUCAUGAAUAUACACUGAUUUUGCAGGAAAAGUCGAACGAGGUCAGUGCUGCGUUCUCUGAUUUGAGUGCGUCUAGAGAGAAUUUUGAGGAAGAAAGACUGCUCCUCAGAAAUAAUUGUAAACAACUGGAAGAUGAACUAGCAUCAAAAGCGUCUUUAAUUCACGAGUUGAGUGCAGAAAAAAUGCUUUAUUUGAAUGAGAACGCAGAGCUAUCAAAGGAGAUUUCAAAGCUUAAGGACUGUAUAGAAUCGGAGAAGGAAAGGCUCCGUGAGUUAAACGAAAAGCUUCUUUCAUUGUCUGAAUCUUCAAAUGCGACCGAAUCGAAACUUACUGCAGAAAUCGAACAGCUGCAGUCUGUUAUAUCUUCCUUGCAGCUAGACAAAGAGAAACAUGCUGACGAUUUCAAGGAGUUUAAAAAGAAGACAUUAUCAAAUUUUAAGCAAAAAGUAACCGAAAUGAAUGCCAAAGAAUGUUCUCUCAAGGAAAAUGUUGAUGUAUUGACAGAAAAGCUGUUAGUGGCAGAAGAAGCACUUUCAAAUUUAAAUUUGUCUUUUUCAAGAAAAGCUGAUGAGUGCAGUGUCAUGGCUAAUGAUCUGGCCAACGAAUGUGUCAUAGUCGGAGAAUUGAAGGACACUUUGAAUCAUUUGAAGAGUGAGCUGGAAGUCAAAGAUAACCUUGUGACAGAUCUUCAGAAGUGCCUUGUUGUUGAUAGAGAACAGCUGCAAGCGAAAUCUGCAGCUUUAGAAGAGGCGGUCACGGAAUUGGACAAAGAGAAACGUUCGACUGACAGUUUAAGAGACCAACUAUGUGCGUCAGAAGAUUUGUUAAGUACUAAGACUCAGGCCCUCAGUGACAUGACUCUUAGCAUGGAGAAGCUGGAGGCAGAUUUGAGCGCAAAACUCUUGGAUGUGGCUAGUUUAGAGUUGAGCUUGUCAGAAAAAGAGAAACAUAUCCAAGCACUGGAAGUAAGCCUUCAUGAAUAUACACUGAUUUUGCAGGAAAAGUCGAACGAGGUCAGUGCUGCGUUCUCUGAUUUGAGUGCGUCUAGAGAGAAUUUUGAGGAAGAAAGACUGCUCCUCAGAAAUAAUUGUAAACAACUGGAAGAUGAACUAGCAUCAAAAGCGUCUUUAAUUCACGAGUUGAGUGCAGAAAAAAUGCUUUAUUUGAAUGAGAACGCAGAGCUAUCAAAGGAGAUUUCAAAGCUUAAGGACUGUAUAGAAUCGGAGAAGGAAAGGCUCCGUGAGUUAAACGAAAAGCUUCUUUCAUUGUCUGAAUCUUCAAAUGCGACCGAAUCGAAACUUACUGCAGAAAUCGAACAGCUGCAGUCUGUUAUAUCUUCCUUGCAGCUAGACAAAGAGAAACAUGCUGACGAUUUCAAGGAGUUUAAAAAGAAGACAUUAUCAAAUUUUAAGCAAAAAGUAACCGAAAUGAAUGCCAAAGAAUGUUCUCUCAAGGAAAAUGUUGAUGUAUUGACAGAAAAGCUGUUAGUGGCAGAAGAAGCACUUUCAAAUUUAAAUUUGUCUUUUUCAAGAAAAGCUGAUGAGUGCAGUGUCAUGGCUAAUGAUCUGGCCAACGAACGUGUCAUAGUCGGAGAAUUGAAGGACACUUUGAAUCAUUUGAAGAGUGAGCUGGAAGUCAAAGAUAACCUUGUGACAGAGCUUCAGAAGUGCCUUGUUGUUGAUAGAGAACAGCUGCAAGCGAAAUCUGCAGCUUUAGAAGAGGCGGUCACGGAAUUGGACAAAGAGAAACGUUCGACUGACAGUUUAAGAGACCAACUAUGUGCGUCAGAAGAUAUGUUAAGUACUAAGACUCAGGCCCUCAGUGACAUGACUCUUAGCAUGGAGAAGCUGGAGGCAGAUUUGAGCGCAAAACUCUUGGAUGUGGCUAGUUUAGAGUUGAGCUUGUCAGAAAAAGAGAAACAUAUCCAAGCACUGGAAGUAAGCCUUCAUGAAUAUACACUGAUUUUGCAGGAAAAGUCGAACGAGGUCAGUGCUGCGUUCUCUGAUUUGAGUGCGUCUAGAGAGAAUUUUGAGGAAGAAAGACUGCUCCUCAGAAAUAAUUGUAAACAACUGGAAGAUGAACUAGCAUCAAAAGCGUCUUUAAUUCACGAGUUGAGUGCAGAAAAAAUGCUUUAUUUGAAUGAGAACGCAGAGCUAUCAAAGGAGAUUUCAAAGCUUAAGGACUGUAUAGAAUCGGAGAAGGAAAGGCUCCGUGAGUUAAACGAAAAGCUUCUUUCAUUGUCUGAAUCUUCAAAUGCGACCGAAUCGAAACUUACUGCAGAAAUCGAACAGCUGCAGUCUGUUAUAUCUUCCUUGCAGCUAGACAAAGAGAAACAUGCUGACGAUUUCAAGGAGUUUAAAAAGAAGACAUUAUCAAAUUUUAAGCAAAAAGUAACCGAAAUGAAUGCCAAAGAAUGUUCUCUCAAGGAAAAUGUUGAUGUAUUGACAGAAAAGCUGUUAGUGGCAGAAGAAGCACUUUCAAAUUUAAAUUUGUCUUUUUCAAGAAAAGCUGAUGAGUGCAGUGUCAUGGCUAAUGAUCUGGCCAACGAACGUGUCAUAGUCGGAGAAUUGAAGGACACUUUGAAUCAUUUGAAGAGUGAGCUGGAAGUCAAAGAUAACCUUGUGACAGAUCUUCAGAAGUGCCUUGUUGUUGAUAGAGAACAGCUGCAAGCGAAAUCUGCAGCUUUAGAAGAGGCGGUCACGGAAUUGGACAAAGAGAAACGUUCGACUGACAGUUUAAGAGACCAACUAUGUGCGUCAGAAGAUUUGUUAAGUACUAAGACUCAGGCCCUCAGUGACAUGACUCUUAGCAUGGAGAAGCUGGAGGCAGAUUUGAGCGCAAAACUCUUGGAUGUGGCUAGUUUAGAGUUGAGCUUGUCAGAAAAAGAGAAACAUAUCCAAGCACUGGAAGUAAGCCUUCAUGAAUAUACACUGAUUUUGCAGGAAAAGUCGAACGAGGUCAGUGCUGCGUUCUCUGAUUUGAGUGCGUCUAGAGAGAAUUUUGAGGAAGAAAGACUGCUCCUCAGAAAUAAUUGUAAACAACUGGAAGAUGAACUAGCAUCAAAAGCGUCUUUAAUUCACGAGUUGAGUGCAGAAAAAAUGCUUUAUUUGAAUGAGAACGCAGAGCUAUCAAAGGAGAUUUCAAAGCUUAAGGACUGUAUAGAAUCGGAGAAGGAAAGGCUCCGUGAGUUAAACGAAAAGCUUCUUUCAUUGUCUGAAUCUUCAAAUGCGACCGAAUCGAAACUUACUGCAGAAAUCGAACAGCUGCAGUCUGUUAUAUCUUCCUUGCAGCUAGACAAAGAGAAACAUGCUGACGAUUUCAAGGAGUUUAAAAAGAAGACAUUAUCAAAUUUUAAGCAAAAAGUAACCGAAAUGAAUGCCAAAGAAUGUUCUCUCAAGGAAAAUGUUGAUGUAUUGACAGAAAAGCUGUUAGUGGCAGAAGAAGCACUUUCAAAUUUAAAUUUGUCUUUUUCAAGAAAAGCUGAUGAGUGCAGUGUCAUGGCUAAUGAUCUGGCCAACGAACGUGUCAUAGUCGGAGAAUUGAAGGACACUUUGAAUCAUUUGAAGAGUGAGCUGGAAGUCAAAGAUAACCUUGUGACAGAGCUUCAGAAGUGCCUUGUUGUUGAUAGAGAACAGCUGCAAGCGAAAUCUGCAGCUUUAGAAGAGGCGGUCACGGAAUUGGACAAAGAGAAACGUUCGACUGACAGUUUAAGAGACCAACUAUGUGCGUCAGAAGAUAUGUUAAGUACUAAGACUCAGGCCCUCAGUGACAUGACUCUUAGCAUGGAGAAGCUGGAGGCAGAUUUGAGCGCAAAACUCUUGGAUGUGGCUAGUUUAGAGUUGAGCUUGUCAGAAAAAGAGAAACAUAUCCAAGCACUGGAAGUAAGCCUUCAUGAAUAUACACUGAUUUUGCAGGAAAAGUCGAACGAGGUCAGUGCUGCGUUCUCUGAUUUGAGUGCGUCUAGAGAGAAUUUUGAGGAAGAAAGACUGCUCCUCAGAAAUAAUUGUAAACAACUGGAAGAUGAACUAGCAUCAAAAGCGUCUUUAAUUCACGAGUUGAGUGCAGAAAAAAUGCUUUAUUUGAAUGAGAACGCAGAGCUAUCAAAGGAGAUUUCAAAGCUUAAGGACUGUAUAGAAUCGGAGAAGGAAAGGCUCCGUGAGUUAAACGAAAAGCUUCUUUCAUUGUCUGAAUCUUCAAAUGCGACCGAAUCGAAACUUACUGCAGAAAUCGAACAGCUGCAGUCUGUUAUAUCUUCCUUGCAGCUAGACAAAGAGAAACAUGCUGACGAUUUCAAGGAGUUUAAAAAGAAGACAUUAUCAAAUUUUAAGCAAAAAGUAACCGAAAUGAAUGCCAAAGAAUGUUCUCUCAAGGAAAAUGUUGAUGUAUUGACAGAAAAGCUGUUAGUGGCAGAAGAAGCACUUUCAAAUUUAAAUUUGUCUUUUUCAAGAAAAGCUGAUGAGUGCAGUGUCAUGGCUAAUGAUCUGGCCAACGAACGUGUCAUAGUCGGAGAAUUGAAGGACACUUUGAAUCAUUUGAAGAGUGAGCUGGAAGUCAAAGAUAACCUUGUGACAGAUCUUCAGAAGUGCCUUGUUGUUGAUAGAGAACAGCUGCAAGCGAAAUCUGCAGCUUUAGAAGAGGCGGUCACGGAAUUGGACAAAGAGAAACGUUCGACUGACAGUUUAAGAGACCAACUAUGUGCGUCAGAAGAUUUGUUAAGUACUAAGACUCAGGCCCUCAGUGACAUGACUCUUAGCAUGGAGAAGCUGGAGGCAGAUUUGAGCGCAAAACUCUUGGAUGUGGCUAGUUUAGAGUUGAGCUUGUCAGAAAAAGAGAAACAUAUCCAAGCACUGGAAGUAAGCCUUCAUGAAUAUACACUGAUUUUGCAGGAAAAGUCGAACGAGGUCAGUGCUGCGUUCUCUGAUUUGAGUGCGUCUAGAGAGAAUUUUGAGGAAGAAAGACUGCUCCUCAGAAAUAAUUGUAAACAACUGGAAGAUGAACUAGCAUCAAAAGCGUCUUUAAUUCACGAGUUGAGUGCAGAAAAAAUGCUUUAUUUGAAUGAGAACGCAGAGCUAUCAAAGGAGAUUUCAAAGCUUAAGGACUGUAUAGAAUCGGAGAAGGAAAGGCUCCGUGAGUUAAACGAAAAGCUUCUUUCAUUGUCUGAAUCUUCAAAUGCGACCGAAUCGAAACUUACUGCAGAAAUCGAACAGCUGCAGUCUGUUAUAUCUUCCUUGCAGCUAGACAAAGAGAAACAUGCUGACGAUUUCAAGGAGUUUAAAAAGAAGACAUUAUCAAAUUUUAAGCAAAAAGUAACCGAAAUGAAUGCCAAAGAAUGUUCUCUCAAGGAAAAUGUUGAUGUAUUGACAGAAAAGCUGUUAGUGGCAGAAGAAGCACUUUCAAAUUUAAAUUUGUCUUUUUCAAGAAAAGCUGAUGAGUGCAGUGUCAUGGCUAAUGAUCUGGCCAACGAACGUGUCAUAGUCGGAGAAUUGGAGGACACUUUGAAUCAUUUGAAGAGUGAGCUGGAAGUCAAAGAUAACCUUGUGACAGAGCUUCAGAAGUGCCUUGUUGUUAAUAGAGAACAGCUGCAAGCGAAAUCUGCAGCUUUAGAAGAGGCGGUCACGGAAUUGGACAAAGAGAAACGUUCGACUGACAGUUUAAGAGACCAACUAUGUGCGUCAGAAGAUAUGUUAAGUACUAAGACUCAGGCCCUCAGUGACAUGACUCUUAGCAUGGAGAAGCUGGAGGCAGAUUUGAGCGCAAAACUCUUGGAUGUGGCUAGUUUAGAGUUGAGCUUGUCAGAAAAAGAGAAACAUAUCCAAGCACUGGAAGUAAGCCUUCAUGAAUAUACACUGAUUUUGCAGGAAAAGUCGAACGAGGUCAGUGCUGCGUUCUCUGAUUUGAGUGCGUCUAGAGAGAAUUUUGAGGAAGAAAGACUGCUCCUCAGAAAUAAUUGUAAACAACUGGAAGAUGAACUAGCAUCAAAAGCGUCUUUAAUUCACGAGUUGAGUGCAGAAAAAAUGCUUUAUUUGAAUGAGAACGCAGAGCUAUCAAAGGAGAUUUCAAAGCUUAAGGACUGUAUAGAAUCGGAGAAGGAAAGGCUCCGUGAGUUAAACGAAAAGCUUCUUUCAUUGUCUGAAUCUUCAAAUGCGACCGAAUCGAAACUUACUGCAGAAAUCGAACAGCUGCAGUCUGUUAUAUCUUCCUUGCAGCUAGACAAAGAGAAACAUGCUGACGAUUUCAAGGAGUUUAAAAAGAAGACAUUAUCAAAUUUUAAGCAUAAAGUAACCGAAAUGAAUGCCAAAGAAUGUUCUCUCAAGGAAAAUGUUGAUGUAUUGACAGAAAAGCUGUUAGUGGCAGAAGAAGCACUUUCAAAUUUAAAUUUGUCUUUUUCAAGAAAAGCUGAUGAGUGCAGUGUCAUGGCUAAUGAUCUGGCCAACGAACGUGUCAUAGUCGGAGAAUUGAAGGACACUUUGAAUCAUUUGAAGAGUGAGCUGGAAGUCAAAGAUAACCUUGUGACAGAGCUUCAGAAGUGCCUUGUUGUUGAUAGAGAACAGCUGCAAGCGAAAUCUGCAGCUUUAGAAGAGGCGGUCACGGAAUUGGACAAAGAGAAACGUUCGACUGACAGUUUAAGAGACCAACUAUGUGCGUCAGAAGAUAUGUUAAGUACUAAGACUCAGGCCCUCAGUGACAUGACUCUUAGCAUGGAGAAGCUGGAGGCAGAUUUGAGCGCAAAACUCUUGGAUGUGGCUAGUUUAGAGUUGAGCUUGUCAGAAAAAGAGAAACAUAUCCAAGCACUGGAAGUAAGCCUUCAUGAAUAUACACUGAUUUUGCAGGAAAAGUCGAACGAGGUCAGUGCUGCGUUCUCUGAUUUGAGUGCGUCUAGAGAGAAUUUUGAGGAAGAAAGACUGCUCCUCAGAAAUAAUUGUAAACAACUGGAAGAUGAACUAGCAUCAAAAGCGUCUUUAAUUCACGAGUUGAGUGCAGAAAAAAUGCUUUAUUUGAAUGAGAACGCAGAGCUAUCAAAGGAGAUUUCAAAGCUUAAGGACUGUAUAGAAUCGGAGAAGGAAAGGCUCCGUGAGUUAAACGAAAAGCUUCUUUCAUUGUCUGAAUCUUCAAAUGCGACCGAAUCGAAACUUACUGCAGAAAUCGAACAGCUGCAGUCUGUUAUAUCUUCCUUGCAGCUAGACAAAGAGAAACAUGCUGACGAUUUCAAGGAGUUUAAAAAGAAGACAUUAUCAAAUUUUAAGCAAAAAGUAACCGAAAUGAAUGCCAAAGAAUGUUCUCUCAAGGAAAAUGUUGAUGUAUUGACAGAAAAGCUGUUAGUGGCAGAAGAAGCACUUUCAAAUUUAAAUUUGUCUUUUUCAAGAAAAGCUGAUGAGUGCAGUGUCAUGGCUAAUGAUCUGGCCAACGAACGUGUCAUAGUCGGAGAAUUGGAGGACACUUUGAAUCAUUUGAAGAGUGAGCUGGAAGUCAAAGAUAACCUUGUGACAGAGCUUCAGAAGUGCCUUGUUGUUGAUAGAGAACAGCUGCAAGCGAAAUCUGCAGCUUUAGAAGAGGCGGUCACGGAAUUGGACAAAGAGAAACGUUCGACUGACAGUUUAAGAGACCAACUAUGUGCGUCAGAAGAUUUGUUAAGUACUAAGACUCAGGCCCUCAGUGACAUGACUCUUAGCAUGGAGAAGCUGGAGGCAGAUUUGAGCGCAAAACUCUUGGAUGUGGCUAGUUUAGAGUUGAGCUUGUCAGAAAAAGAGAAACAUAUCCAAGCACUGGAAGUAAGCCUUCAUGAAUAUACACUGAUUUUGCAGGAAAAGUCGAACGAGGUCAGUGCUGCGUUCUCUGAUUUGAGUGCGUCUAGAGAGAAUUUUGAGGAAGAAAGACUGCUCCUCAGAAAUAAUUGUAAACAACUGGAAGAUGAACUAGCAUCAAAAGCGUCUUUAAUUCACGAGUUGAGUGCAGAAAAAAUGCUUUAUUUGAAUGAGAACGCAGAGCUAUCAAAGGAGAUUUCAAAGCUUAAGGACUGUAUAGAAUCGGAGAAGGAAAGGCUCCGUGAGUUAAACGAAAAGCUUCUUUCAUUGUCUGAAUCUUCAAAUGCGACCGAAUCGAAACUUACUGCAGAAAUCGAACAGCUGCAGUCUGUUAUAUCUUCCUUGCAGCUAGACAAAGAGAAACAUGCUGACGAUUUCAAGGAGUUUAAAAAGAAGACAUUAUCAAAUUUUAAGCAAAAAGUAACCGAAAUGAAUGCCAAAGAAUGUUCUCUCAAGGAAAAUGUUGAUGUAUUGACAGAAAAGCUGUUAGUGGCAGAAGAAGCACUUUCAAAUUUAAAUUUGUCUUUUUCAAGAAAAGCUGAUGAGUGCAGUGUCAUGGCUAAUGAUCUGGCCAACGAACGUGUCAUAGUCGGAGAAUUGAAGGACACUUUGAAUCAUUUGAAGAGUGAGCUGGAAGUCAAAGAUAACCUUGUGACAGAUCUUCAGAAGUGCCUUGUUGUUGAUAGAGAACAGCUGCAAGCGAAAUCUGCAGCUUUAGAAGAGGCGGUCACGGAAUUGGACAAAGAGAAACGUUCGACUGACAGUUUAAGAGACCAACUAUGUGCGUCAGAAGAUUUGUUAAGUACUAAGACUCAGGCCCUCAGUGACAUGACUCUUAGCAUGGAGAAGCUGGAGGCAGAUUUGAGCGCAAAACUCUUGGAUGUGGCUAGUUUAGAGUUGAGCUUGUCAGAAAAAGAGAAACAUAUCCAAGCACUGGAAGUAAGCCUUCAUGAAUAUACACUGAUUUUGCAGGAAAAGUCCAAUGAUUUUGAUCAUGUUGUAUCUGAGUUUUCUUCUCUUAAACUUGAUUUAUCUUUUAAAGAUGAUCUUAUUCGGAAGCUUGAACAAAGUGUCAUUGAACUUGAAAAUGAUAUUUUGUUAUUGAAUGAAAAUUCUUUAUUGCAGUUAUCUUCUUUAAAUAAUGAAGUUGAAUCUUUGGGCAUGAAGUUAGAUACAUAUGAGAUACCCUUAGGUAAAUCUAUGAAACUAGAUCCCCUUAAUAAUAAAUGCAUUGUUUCAAAGCCUUUAGAAAAUAUAAUUCCUUAUAAUGAUAAAGCUAUUAUAGAGCCACAUGUCUCCAAUAUUUUUAAUGAUAUUAUUGCUAAAGAUUGUAUUGUAUGUGAAGAUGAAAAUAUCAAUUUAAUGCUUUCAAACUAUGAUGAUCUUAAAAUGCGAAAGGUAUUAAUUUCUCAUUUAAGCCGAGAGAACCAAGAGUUAAAAGAAAAAUAUCAAGAUCAAGAAGAAAGGUACCGGUCAAAAUUAUCUGUAUUAGCUGCAGAUGAUUUGAAAUUAAAGUUUGAAUUAGAUGCUGCUUUGAAAACAGUUGCUCUUUAUAAGGACCGUUAUAAGAUUAAGGAAAAUGACUUUAAAACUAAGGAAGUUUUUUUUACUAAGAGUUUGGAAGAAUCAAACAUAAAACUAUCUGAAUCGUUAGCAAAAUGUGUUGAUCUUCAAAAUGAAUUGAAUGCUCUAGAAGACUUUAAACAAAAGGCUAUAAUCUUUGAAGAAAGAUAUAAAGUUAAAGAAAAAGAAGUUCAAUUUGAAAGUCAAAAUUACCAAGCUAUUAUUACUAAGUUAAAUAAAAAUCUGGAAAGUUCCAAAGAAGAUAUUAUUAGACUUGAGAAUGAAAUAGUAUCUUUGAAAAGUAAAUUAGACCACCAAUCUGUUACUAUAUUAGAUAACGAGAGUUUACUAAUUAGUACAGAUAAAUGUUUAAAUGAUAUGUCUCAAAGUUUUAAGCUUUGUUCUGAUGAAAACAAUAGAUUAAAGCAAGAAGUUUCAAUGUUGUUGUUUACUGUUAAUGAAUUAAAUGAAGUUAUUGAUAGACUGAAAAAUGAGUUGAUGGUACUUCAUCAAGAAAAAGAAGUUUUAAAAAAUGACUUUGUUUUUUAUAAAGAAUCAGCACUUUUAAAAGAAUUUUCUUUGAAUGAAAAUGUUUCUACUUUACAAAAUAAAGUGCUUGAAAAUGAAAAUCUUUUAAAAGUUGCCACAGAUGAUCUUUUAAUUAGAAAAAAAUUAAUUGUGAAAAUGGAAGAAGAAAUUAAAACUUUAAAUGAAAAAGCUAUUGAAAAUGAAAAGUUAAUUGAACAAAAAGUUAAUUCAACUGAUGACGAGUCUAAAAUAAAGGAAGAAGAGUUUGUUCACUUGAAUGAAGAAAUUUCUCAACUAAAAUCAACUCUCAUUCGUGCUGAAAGUAAAAUAAAAAAUUUUCAUGUAGAGAACCAAGUUGAAAUUGAUUGUCUUAAAUUACGAAAUAAAGAGAAUAAAGCUAUAAUAAAAAAACUUGAAAAUGAUAAAAGCGAACUAGAACUUCUGCUCUCAGAGUAUGUUAAAAAAAUCAACAGUCUUCAAUCAACUGUUUUCUGUUGUAAGUCCAAUGAAAAAAUUAUUUUUAAUGAAAUUAGCAACAUUAGAAAUGAUUGUGAAUUGAUGAAGAUUACUGAAUCAAGUAAAGUUGAUUUAAAGAAUCAGUUAGAUAAACUUGAGUCAAAUCUAAAGUCUAAACUGUUGGAUCCUCAAACUUAUGAAUUAAAAAUUAAUUCAUUUAGCAAUAGUGAUGAUGAUUUAAGGAAUAUUAAUAGUUCUUAUAAUAAUGUUUUAUUGAAAAAACAACAAAUGAUAAAUGAUGAAAUAAUAGAUGAAGUAGUGCUAGAAGAACAAAAUCAUGAAAAUGUUCAAUUUGAAGGUGCACUUCAAAUACAGAAUAACGAUACACCCCAAAUACAAAAUAAUGUUACACCCCAAAUUCAAAAUAAUAGCACACCUCAUAUACAAAGUGAUGAUUCUUAUAAUGAAGAAGUUAUAGUUAAUAACAUUUAUCAACAUUCUUCAGAAGAUACUAUUUCUGAGAACUUUUCAAAUAAAUUACUAGGUGUAACUAACCCUAAAUCAGAUAGGGAAGCUUCAGAAAUUAAAUUUCUUAUACAGAAAAAUGAAGAUCUUAUACAACGUUUAAAAUCUGAAAAGAAGAGUCUCAAAGAUAAAAUUAAGCGUUCAGAGCAAAAGAUCAAAGAAUAUGAGUCACUUGUUAUUAAGUUUUCUCAAGAAACUGAUAAUGCAAAAGUUGAUCUUUCAAACAUGAAAUAUCAUUUUGAUAUUUUAAGUAAUGACUUUUAUCAGCAGCAGCAGCAAAGUAUGUGGCGUGAGAAUGAUCUUAUUGAAAAGCUAGUUUCUUGUCAAGCAGAGCUUGUUCAACUUAAAGAAAAGUUGGCAAUUGAAAAUGAAGACUUGCGAAAGCUGAAACAGACUGUUAUUUUCAAAGAGUCUGAAAUUAUGCACUUAUCAGAAAUGGUUAAGGAACAAGAAGCCUGUAUCAAUAGUAUAAAAGAUCAAAUAGCACAAAAAAAUAUUGAAAUUAAUAAACUAAAAGAAACUGUUCAUGAACUUGAGCUUAAAGAGAUAGCACUCAAAAAUGAUUUAUUUCAAAUAAAUAUUUUGUAUAAUGAAAAAAAUAAUUUAAGUAUCUCUGUUUCUGACAAAUUGGUUUCAACAACUAAAAUGUUGCAACAAGUAACUGAAGAGUUUGAUGAGCAAAGACGCAUUUACAAUGACAAUAUAGGUUCUCUGCGGCAAUGUUUUGAAGAAAUGACUAACAACAGUACUGUAAUUGAACAGCGUUUGACAGAAGUUCAGCAUUUUCAUAAUGAAAAGUCAGCUGAGUGUGAACAACUUAAAAAGCUACUUACAGAUGAACAACUAAAAAAAGCUUUACUUGAAAAUGAAUUGCAAACAACUCGUUCACAAAUUGAGAUUUUGCAACAAAAUUGCUGCAAAUUAGAAGACAAACUUCAAGACUUAGCUUCAUUGUCAUCUGAUCAAGUUGCCAAAGAACUUGAAUUAAACCAGGUUAUUGUAUCAUUAAAUCAGGAUUUGGAACUAAAAACAAAAAGUUUUAAAGUUUUGCAGGAAAAUAUGGCAAAAUCUGAAGAAGAAAAAGAUAAUCAUAUUGAGGUUACUAAGCAACUUAGUAGCACUUCAAGUGAAAAUAUUGCUUUAAAAAAUCAACUUGAAGCAAUUUUAAAAAAAGUUGAAGAAAACCAGAAAGCAGGCGAGAAAGAAAAGAAUGCUAUUAUGACUGAACUUCAUAUGAAAGAAGAAACUCUGAACAAAUUGGUUGCAGAAAUUGAAAAUUUUCAACAAAUGGUAGAAUCUUUGUCUAGUGAUAAAUCAAAGUUAGAAAUUGAGAUUAGCGAGAAAAAUAAUUUGGUUGAAGUAUUUAAUGCAAAUCUGCGAUCAAAAGAGGAGGCUGUCAAAUCUAUGCUUGAUCAAGUCGAGUUACUGCAAAAUGAUUUAUUUUUAAGUAAAAAUAAUAUAGAAAAUCUUUUGCUAACUAUAAAUGAAAAAGAUUUGUAUUUAGAAUCAUUAAAAAUAUCUAUUGCAGAACAAACUGUUGUUAUUGAUCGACUAAAGGAAGAAAUUACUAACACUGAAACAUCUUAUCAAAAUGAUCUCAGAGAAGCUAAUGAAAUUUAUAGUGAUCUUCAAAAACAGUAUGAAAGUGCUUUGUUGUCUGAGGCAUCAUUAAAAACAAUACUUACCAAUAAAGAAAUUGAUUUUGAAAAUAGAUUAGCUCAGAUGAAUAACAUAAUCAAUGAAUAUGAAGAAAAUGUUUCAAGUUUGAAUAGUAGCAUACUAUCAAAGAAUGAAGCCAUAAAAUUACUUCACUCAAAACUUCAACAUAUUGAUGACCAUGACCAAAUGUUAAAGCAAAAGAGUGAAGAAAUAAAUGAACUAUGUGAUCUUUUAAAAAGUAUGAAAGAUUCAAUGAGUGUAUUAAAUGAGGAAAAACAAGAUGUUGUGAUUAAGUUAAACAGUAAAGAGUUAGAGUUAACUAACACAUUAAAACAGAUGCAUCAAUUAAUGGAAAAACUUGAAAAUUUACAAUCUCAGAGUGUUGAAAGUAAUUUGAUCAGGGAAAAACUCAAUAUUGCUUUAAUAAAUAAUGAAGAAGAAAAUAAAAACUUAAAAAUAUCUCUUAAUUCAAAAGUUGAAGAAUUUGCUUCACUAAGUGUUGAAGUUGCAAUGUUAACAGAAACUCAAAAAGAAUUAAACAAUCUGCUUUUGAUUGAAAAAGAAAAUAACAAAGUGAAAGAUGAGCAAAUAAAAAGACUGAGGGAACAAAUUGAUGGUCUAAAAGUUGAGGAGGAAAUGAAAUACAACUUAGAGAAACUUCUAGAAACCAAAGAAUGUGAAAUAGUAAUGCUAAACUCAUCACUUAGUGAAUUGAAGCAUAAAAAUGAAGAAGCAGAGAUUUGUAAUUUGAAUUUAAAUAUGGAACUGCAAAAGUCCAAUGCUGAUAGAGAAACCUGGCAACAAGAACAAAAGCAUUUAUGUUCCAUUAUUUCAUCAAAAGAAAAUGACUGUUAUCGUAUCUCUGAAGAACUUAAAAAAUGUUGUGAAACCUAUAAUCAACUUCAAAAUGAGUACAAUGAAAUUGUACUCAAAGAAAACACCAAUAAAAACAAUCAUGAAUUAGUUGUCAAAUUAAAAUUGGAACUGAAUGAAAAGUUACAUCAAAUUGAAGUUUUAGAAAAAAUCAGCAGAGAACAGUAUAAUAAGUUUGAAAAAGAACUCAAAGAAAAAGAAGAACUUUGUAAAGAAGCUGAAAAGUGUCUUAAAAUCAAUGAAGAUCGUCUUUUAAAUAUAGAAAAAGAUUUAAGGGCUAGUUUAGAGUCUUAUUCUAAGGCUCAAAAUGAUUUUAAGGUUAAGGAAGAAGAAUGCUCUAAUGUUAUAGAAGAACUUGUUAAAAGUAAGGAGUGUUUCUUGAAAGUUGAAAAUGAACUUAGAGUUAAAGAGGAUGAAUGCUCUUAUAUUAUGAAAGAGUUUUUAUUUAAUAAGGAGUAUUGCACUAAACUUGAAAAUGAUCUUAAAGCAAAAGAAGAGUACUGCUCUAAGCUGGAACAUAACAUCAAAGCAAAAGAAGAAGAAUGCAUUAGUUUUGCAAAAGAAUUUGAGCAUAGCAGUGAAUAUCUUUUAAGGCUUCAAAGCGAGCUUAGAACAAAACAAGAUUAUUGUUGUAAUAUUGAAAAAGAUCUUGAAGUGCACAAGGAUCAUUGUUCUAAGCUUGAAAGUGACUUAAAAAAUUUUAAAGAGUAUUGCUCUAAUGUUGAAAAAGAAUAUUAUACAAUGAAAGAAUUAUCAGUUUCAGCUCAGGAAAAAAUUUCAUGUUUAGAAAACGUAAUUGAAAGUAAAUCAGCAGAGCUUUUACAUCUUAACCAAAUAAAUGAUGAUUUAAUGUCAAAGUAUCAACAGGCUCAGUUUGAAAAAGAUUCAGGCAAUCAAAUUAUAUCAGAGCUUCAAAGUGCUGUUAGAAUUAAAUCAACUGAAUAUGAAGCUUUAUCUAAAACACUUAAAAACUUCACAGCUUAUUGUGAUGAACUUUUGCCUAAUCAAUCAUCUGAUGAAAAUAUAGAUAUUUUUAAAGCAGAAAAACUUAUAAAAGUUUUAGAUUUACAAGAAACAGAAUUAAAACAAACUAUGGAAAUGCUUAACAAAAAAGAACAUGAUUUAUCUCUUAAAGAAUCCACGAUUAAUGACCUAAAUCGUGAUUUGGUAUCAAUUAAAAACAUAUUAAAGUUAAAAGAAGAUGAAUUAAACUCAACUAAAGAGAUAAAUAAAAGUUUAACUGAAGAUUAUAACUCUUUAAAAACAAAAACAGCAAGAAUUUUAAAGCAAUGCCAGACUCUAAAAAAAGAUUUUGCUGAAAAACAAAAUGAGUUUGAAAAGCUUUUAAAAUCUCAUACUUCUUCUGAAAAUAAUCUUGUCAGUUUAAAUAAUUGUUACAAAGAGUUACAGAUAGAGCAAGAAAUGAACCAAAUCACAAUAAUAAAUUUAAAAGAUGAAAUAAAAAGAUUAACAGAGUUCCAGAAAACAAAAGAUAACCAGUUGAUUAAUCAAACUCCACCAAAUGAAAUUAUUUUAGAUGAUAAAUCUUUAAGUUAUUCAAAAAUCUGCGAGACAGAAAUACUUUUGCAGUCUUCAGAUCUUACGUUACAACAAGUAGAAAAUAAAGAGUUUAGUGGUGAGUUGCAUUGUGAUAAUAAUAUUGAUAAUGUAAUGAAGCUUGAUCAUUUAACCGAUGAUAAAGAAGAUUUAUCUGAUUUAGUCAAAUCUAAAAAUGAUGAAAUCUCAAAGUUAAAGUUAAUGAAUGAAGAUCAAAAAGCAGUUAUAACAAAGAUGAAGAAAAAGUUAUCACUAAUGAAGAAAGCUGAAAUACUCCUUGCUAAAGAAUUACAAGACAAAUCAUCUUUAUGGCACAGCGAGAAUGAAAAACUAAAUAAUGAAAUUGUUAAACUAAAAGUUCUUUUAGAGACAUCUAACAUGGAAAAAUCUUUGCUUGCUUCAAAAAACAAAAAGCUCUUUAGUUUAAUGAAAAUUCUUGGUGAAGAAAGCGAAGAUAUGGACAGUUUAGGGGAGUUUAUUAAUAAUUUUAAGACUUUAAAAUCAUCAGAAGAUGUUGAAUUACUUCAUCAAAAUAAUCUAAAUCUUCAAGAUAAAUAUAACUGUUUAGAAAACAAACAUCUCGAUAAGACUAGAGAAGUUGAAAAGCUGCAGGCAGAUAUUAAAAAACUAAUUAAUGAAAGUGUUCAGUAUAAGGAAGAAAUUCAAAGUUUGAAAAAAGAAUUAAAGAAACAAACUCAAAGUUUAGAUGAAAGCCUACACAAAGAACGAUUAAACAUUAAGGCUGAAAUGGAAAAUAUUUUUGAGCAAGAAAAACAGAAAAUUUUAAUAUUUGCACAUGAAGAGUAUGAAAUUAUGAAAAAUAAAGUUGUUGAAGAAAACUACAAAUUGAUGGAAGAAAAAUUUAACAAGGAAAGAAUGGUUAUGUUAGAAUCAUCAGCUCUGGAAAAUGCAGAGUUUCAAAAGAAUUGCAUAAAAGAAAACGAAAUUCGCAUUGCAGAGUUGAUAUAUAAACAUGAAAGUGAAAUUAAUUUGUUAAACCAUCAAAUAGUUGUUUUACAGAACAAGCUUGAUCAUGUUACAUUACACGAAAGUUUAUAUCAAGCAGAGAUAGAGAAAAGUGCUUACAUUUCAAAACCUGUUAAACAAGAAGUUGAAAUUACUGAUGUUGUUGAGUUAGAAAGAGCUUUGAAUACAGCAGUUGCUAAUCAGCAAGAAGCUGAGUAUGCUCGUGAUUGUGAGAAGCUAUUGAAAGAACAGUAUUUUAGUGAAAUUUUAAUUCUUAAGGAGGAAGCAAAUAGUUUAAGGGAAGAGUUUGUAAAAGAUGAAAAUGUAAAUGAUGAACUUGAAAAUUUAAAGCAGCAUAAAGACUUAGUAAUAAAAAAGCUCAAGUUAAAAUUAAAGCAGAUAAUUGCAGCUAAAUCAGCAGAUAAAGUCUUAUUUGACGAUUCUUCUGCCAAGUUAUUAGCUGUGUUAAAUGAAAAGGAAAAUCAAAUACAGUAUCUUGUAAAUUCUAAUGCAAAAAUUUCAACUGUGUUAACUGAAAAAGAAAAUCAUUUACGAAAUCUUGAAGAAUCUAAUAUUAAGUUGUCUGCUGUGUUAACUGAAAAAGAAAAUCAAGUACAAAGUUUUGAAAAUUCUUAUAUCAAGUUUUCUGUUGUGUUAGAUGAAAAAGAAAAUCAAAUACAUAAUCUUGAAGAUUCUAAUGUCAAGUUAUCUGCUGAUUUAGCAGAAAAAACAAAUCAUAUACAGUAUCUUGAAGAAUCUAAUGUCAAGUUGUCUGCAGUUUUAGCUGAAAAAGAAAAGAAAAUCCAACAUCUUGAAGAUUCUAAUAUCAAGUUGUCUGCUUUGUCAGAUGAAAAAGAAAAUAAAAUACAUGAUCUUGAAGAUUCUAAUGUCAAGUUGUCUGCUGUUUUAUCUGAAAAGGAAAAUAAUAUACAACAUCUUGAAGAUUCUAAUAUCAAGUUGUCUGCAGUGUUAGCUGAAAAAGAAAGGAAAAUCCAACAUCUUGAAGAUUCUAUUGUCAAGUUGUCUGCUUUGUCAGAUGAAAAAGAAAAUAAAAUACAUAAUCUUGAAGAUUCUAAUGGCAAGUUCACUGUUGCUUUAGCUGAAAAAGAAAAUCAUAUACAAUGUCUUGAAAAUUCUAAUGGCAAGUUUUCUGUUGUGUUAGAUGAAAAAGAAAAUCAAAUACAAAUACUUGAAGAUUCUAAUGUCAAGUUAUUAGCAGAGUUGCAUGAAAAAAAUCAAAACAUUGAAAUUGUUGAUUCCAAAAGUAAAUAUGAUGCUCACAUAGAAGAAAAACAAAAUGAAAUAUUUAAUCUUAAUCAACAGUUGUUGAAAUACAAAGAAAUUCUUUUGUUACAAACCACAGAGAUUGCUAACCACAAUUCUGAGAAGGAUGACCUAAUUGCAACAUUAAAAGAAGAGUUAAUGUGGUUUAAAGAUUCAAUGGCUGAGCUCCAUCAAAAAGCAGAAAAGUACGAUUUGCUAUCUCAAGAACACCAUGAGUUAAAACAAACCAUGCAAAAGAAAAAUGAGGAAAUUGCUCACAAUAGAGAAAUUAUUGUUCUUAAAGAUAAUGAACUUUGUUAUUUGUCUGAGCAAGAGAGGUUAAAUAGAGAAGAAUUAAACUCUGAAAUUAGUAAAAUUUUAUCGGCACUAGAAACAAAGGAAUUUAUGUUGAAAAAUUUGUCAGAUAAAGCCAGUUAUCUUCAGUCUCAAGUCAAUGAUCUGACUAAAAAGUGUGAAGAUUUAGAAUCAAAUGUUGUAGACUAUGAUCAUUUAAAACAAGAUUUAGAUGAUGAACGAAGCUCUCAUAGUAAAUAUUCUAAAGAAGUUGAAGAUGUCAUAAUUGAAAAAGAUUGUUUAAUAGAUCAACUGAAAAAUAAUUGCAAUUUUUAUGAAGAACAAAUGAAAAAUUUGCUAAAAUACAAAGAUGAGUCGGAAAUACUGAAAAAACAGUUUGAUGAACUCAAUAAACUUUUGUUAAAUAAAGAAUAUCAGUUAUCACAAGCUUAUGAUAGCCUAAUCACUAGAGAGAGUCAAUUGAAUAACCUAAGGGUUGAAAUUGCACAGCGCGACCAAAUGAUUGUAGAUUUGCAAGGUAUUUUGCAAACUAAGGAAGUAGAAACAGAAAGCUCAAAAUCAUUAUCUGAAAUGAAUGAAUCUGUAAUUAAACAUUUAAAUGAAAGUGUAGCACUUAGUAAUGAUAGCUUAGAGGCUGAAAAAUCAAACGCUUUUUUAAUUCUGCAAAGUAAACAUUUAGAAAUACAAGAAAUGGCUGAUAGAAUUAAAGAACUUGAAAAUAUAAUUAAUAAACAACAAUUUACUCAGGUUAUAAGUCAAGAAAAUGAAACUUUAGAAUCUGAAAGAUCUAUUUUUGAAGAGUCAUGUGAAGAGUCAAGUCGAACUUUAGAAGAGCUUCAAAUGUUAAGAGGGUUUCUGGAGGGAUCUGAACAAGGUGUUUUUUCAUUGCCUAUUGAUUUCCAAGAAAAACCUGAUAAAUCUAUAUGUAGUUUAUGCAAAAAUAAAAAAUUUAAUCUGAACAAUAGCAAACUAAAUGAAAAUAUCAUAAACAAAGAAGAAUGUCAGUCGAAAGAUAAUAUUUUGAAUCCUCUCUCAGAAAAUGCUUCUCCGUUAAAACCGUUUUUAGAAAGUUCUUUGUCCUCAUCCAAACCACUUUUAGAAAGUUCAGCAUCUGCUUCAACACCAAUUAGGGAGAAAAAUAAAAAGAUACUAAAUGUAUCUGCAAUUGAUACGCCUUUAAUUGAUAAGUCAUUGUCUAAUGUCUCAUGUGAAAUUUCUAUUAAUGCUAGUACUUUAUAUGAUCAAGAAUCCGAACCUGGGUGGAAAGUUUCUGAAGAUCUUCUUUCUACAAAUUAUGCAUCUGAACACCCUGUAAAUUCUGAUCUUGGCUUGAUGAAACAAGUUGAAGAUCUUAUAGAGAACAUUGAGAAACUUUCAGCCAUUAAAGAGAGAAAAGAAGUUAUUAUUACAAAGUUAAAAUCAAAGUUAAGAAAAGAAAUUGAGGAAAAAUACAAGCUAAAACAAGAAGUCAACUUAGCAUCAAGAUUUCAAGUUGAAAUGGAAAAUCUAAAAGAAGAAAAUGCAAUACUUAAACAUGAAAACAAUAACAUGAAAACUUUAUUGUUAGAACAAAAUACCUCUAUUAUUGAAUUAAACAAAAAUCUUGAACAACUGCAAGAACACAAGGACAAAGUUAUCAAAAAAUUAAAAAUUAAAGUCAAGCAGACUAUUAAGGACAGAGAUCAUUUUAUUGAAAAUUUACAGUCUGAAAUUGAUCGUUUGUCAGAAGAAAAAGAUUUACUUUUUAAUGAGCUCUCACAAAAUCUCCAAGAACAAAACAUUAAAAUAUUAAAAUUAGAAGAAAGCAAUAAAGUUUUAACAAUGACAGUUAAGUCUCUUGAGGCUAAUGCAAAGGAAAAUGACUCUGCGUUCCAGGAACUUAAAAUAUCUCGUGAUUCAUACAUUGUGUCUUAUGAAGAACAAGUAUUUCAUGCUAAUAACAUACAAGAGGAACUAAGCAAUAUUCAACUAGUAAACCAAAAGUUAACAGAAUCAAUAAAUGAAAAGCUACAUAAUUUUGUUACAUUGCAAGAUGAAUUCAAAUGUCUUCAAAGAGAAAAUGAAGACCUUAAAAAAGACAUUAAGGAUAUUAAACAACUAAAUGAAGAACUGCAUAGAGAUUUAAGUGACAAAGAAUAUCAAAGUAAGAAGCUUGAGAAACUAUCAAAUAAAAUUAAGUUAAAUCAAGAGAGUUGGAAUGAGGAAAAAACAGCACUAGAAGAUGCAUUAAAAGUAAAAGAAGAUACGCUAGGAAAAUUGCUUGAUGAUCAUCUGGUUCUACAAAAAGAUUUGAUGUAUCUAAAAUCUCAAUAUCAGAUGUUAGAAGAACAAAAAGCAAAUGAAAUAGAAGAACUUUAUAAAAAGUGUCAAACUAAUGAAGAACUUUUCUCAAACUAUCAAACUCAUAAAAAAGAAAAUGAUACUCAAUUAGAGAAUAUCAAGAUUCUGUUUGAUUUAAAUGACAAUGGACAUUCGUUAUAUGACCAAUUAUCUGCUUAUAAGAUAGAAGUAACUUCAAGAAUUAAUGAAAAAGAAAUGGAAAUAGAAAAAUCAAAAUUGGAAGUAAGUAAUGUAUUGAAAUUCUUAGAUUAUAUAUUAAUGAAAUGGAAUCUUUAUAUUAAAGAAAUCGUAAAUGAAACACCUGAAAAUUAUGGAAUAAUACCUGGAAUAUCUGAUGAUACAUCAAUUCUUGAAUGGCCUGAGAGCUCUCUAUCAUCAAGUAUAAAGAAUUUUAUCAGUAACACACAUGAGUACUUAAUGGCUUUGAAUACAAAAAUGAUUGAUUUUGAACAGAAAUAUAAAGAAUCAGAAUCUUUUUGUCAAAAUUUAAAAAGCCAAUCACUUAGAGAAAAUGAAUCUAUGAAAAUUCUAGUUGCAAAAAUAAAUGAUGUUGAAGAAAAAUUAAACAUGAAAGAAGCAGACUUGUAUGAUCUUAUGGAAGAAAAUAAUGAGUUAAAAGAUGAACUAGCUGAUGUUAAAGAACAGUUAACAGAAACAACAUUUUUUAAAGAUGACUUGGAUAAUAAACAAUCGGCAUUAGUGGUUGAAAAUCAGUUGCUGAAAAAUUCUAUUGUUUCAUCUGAAUCGUGCCUACAAGAGAAGCAGGUAAUGCUUGAUUUAAAAGAAGAAGAAGUUAAAGGGUUAAAAGAUAAGAUUGUUCACAAAUCUGAUUACAUAAAAAAAUUGGAAGAUCAAGUACAUGAACUGAAAAAUGAGUUAGAAGUUGAAAUAAAGAAAAAUGCUCAGGCAAAAGAAACAAGUUUGCUAACUAAAUUUGAUUCAGCUUUACUUGACAGAUAUUCAUUAUUAGGUAGUUUAGAAGUUAAAGAAACAGUUUCUGACUUUGAGAAUCUUAUUUCAAAAAACAAUAAUGCUGAUUUAAAUAGUAUUCCUAAUGAUAUCAACAGAAAUGCUAAAUUGUUAGAUGAUAAUAAAACAUUUAGCUUAUCCUGUGCCCAAUGCAGAGAUAUGAUAAAUGAAUCUAAACAUUUACAGAAAGAAAGAGACUUUUUCAAAGAGGAGCUAAAGCGCUUAACCAAUGAAAAAAUCUCAAAUAAAUCAACCAAUCAGUUUGAUGAUAUUAGCUCUGGGCUGCGUACUGAUGUAGAAAUUGCGCUUAAAGAUCGACAUGAAUAUGAAACUGCAUUUGAGUUAACCGUGUUAGAACUUGAGCUAAAGUUAAAAAAUAACUUAGAUGAAAUUGCUUUUCUUUCAAACAAAAUACGCGAUAAAGAGAAGUUGUUAAAUGAAAAAGAGCAUGUAAUAGCAGAGUUGAAAUCACGUGUUGAAGUUGCUGCUGAGUUGCUCUCAAAACAAAAAUAUUAUGAAAAGAUUGAAUCUCGAUUACGAGAAGCAGAUGAUUAUGUUGCUACACUGAGUAAUGAAAAUCGUACAUUAGAUGAAAAUCUUAGUCGUAUGAAAUUAAGUUAUGAUAGUUUAAAAUUAGAGUUUGAGCUUUUAUCUAAUGAGAAAAAACAAAUUAAAUUAGAUGCUGAUGGCAAACUUGAGGAGGUUCUUUUUAGUAAAGCAGAAGAAAUUAAAAACUUAAGAAGCACAUUUGAUGCAAGCAUUACAGAAAAAGAUCAAAUGUUAAUUGAUCUGAAAAAACGUCUUGCAGAUCAGGAUCUAGUUGUUCAACAUGCUGUUGAUGAAGAACACAAUCGUUUAACAGCAGAAAUUACAAGAAAAGAGAUGGCUUUUAAUGAAAAAACUGAUGCGCUAGAACGUCGUCUAACAUCAUUAUUAAUGGAAAAAGAACAACAAGUUCGCCAAACUGUUUCAUCAAAUAACAUUGAAAUACAGAAAUUUCAAAAUGAUUUUACUGCACUUCUUGAAGAUAAAGAUAAACACAUAAAAGACAUGUCGUCUCAAAUUUCAGGAUACUUAGACAGAAUAAAUGAUUUGCAAAAUAAUCAAGCUCUUCUUCAAACACAGGUUCAAACAUUGCAAUCUAUAAUUAAAGAUAAGGAAGUACAGAAUAACUCAUUAAUAUCUCUCAGAAAUGAGAUACUUAAUAAAAAAUCAUCAGAAAUUGAACAGAUAGUAUUGAACAAAAGCAAACAAUUAAAAGAUUUGCGUUUUGAAUUUGAAUCUGUUUUUAGUGAAAAGAAUAAUAUCAUUGAAAAUAUGAGGGCAAAAAUCAAAACAUUAAAUAAUGAACAGACUAUUAUUCAAAGUAAUUUAAGAGACGUAAUUCAGCAAAACAGAUUAAUGGAACAAAGCAUUGAUGAAUCAGAGACUGAAAAAAUGGAAUUAGAUGCCCAAAUUUCUUUGCUGACCGAAUCUUUAAAAAAUAUUAAGACAGAACUCUUAAAUGAGAAAAACGAAAAUCAACAGUUGAAAGAAAGAAUGUUGCUAAUUAUAGAUGCAGAAAAGAGUUUUGAAAAAAAUCAAUUUAUAAUUAAUGAACUAAAUGAAAAAAUUAAAAGUUUAGAGUUGGAAAAUUCAAAAAAUAAACACGAUGAACAAAGUUUAACAAGUACCAUAGAAUCAAAUUGUAUUAAUAAAAACAUAGAACUGCUUCCAAAUAACAAUCCUUAUCCUUUAAAAGUUAAUGAGCAUGCUGAGAUUGCUAUUGAGGAUAGUAUUUAUUUUCAGAAAAUCAAAUUAUUAGAACAAUCUAUUAGUAACUUAAAAAUGGAGUUGCUAACAGUCACUUCAGAAAAAGAAAAUGCUGAAGAAAUCAUUCAUGAUAAAUACCAAAACAUUUUUUCCAGUCUUCGAGAAGAUUUAGAUAAUGCUCGACAGGCUAAUAUAGCUUUACAGGAAGAAAAUUUUUCUUUGAAAAACCAAAUUGAUGUUUUUACUAAUGUUGAUGCUAAAAGAUUAGGUUUGCAGCCAAGCAAUUUAUCGUCUCGCUCCCAGCUUCACUCCGAAAAGCCUCAUUCUUUUUUAAGUGUUGGAACUGUUGGGCCUUCAAGCAUGCAUGCAAAAGAUAACGAUUCUUUAUUGGAACAAUCGUUUGACACUUCCCCUAUUAAAAGUGAAAUUCGACUUGAAUUUAUUGAAUCAGUUGCAGAAGAUCAAACUCAAAUGGAAGCUCCAAUAGGAUCUGAGGAUUCUUCUAAAAAAUAUAUACUGAAGUUAAAAAAACUCUGUAGAAAGUUUAAAAAAGAAGCACAAGAAAGUAAAGACGAAGUAUUUAUAUUAAAAAAGGAACUAGAAGUAAUGAAAGAAGACUACCAAAAUUCACUAAAUAGCAUUUUGAAUGAUCGUCUUCUCUGUGAAAAACAAAUUAAAAACUUACGUGAGGAGAUUAACGAACUGAUUCAUGGAAAAUCUCAACUUAUAACAUCAUUGCAAACAAAUCAUGAACAGCAAACUAUGUUUCUGAAGAAUCAAAUAAGCCAAAUCGAAAAUCACUAUCAAGUUGAAAUAUCACAGUUAAAUGAAAAACUUAAUGCAAUGGUUCAGGAAACUUUAGAAAAAGAUGGUAUUAUAAAUGCUAACAAUGAAAGUUUAUCACAUUUAAAUGAGAAAUUGUUAAAUUUUGAUAAUGUCUUAAAACAAUCUUACUAUGAAAAUCAGCAAAAUCUUGUAAAGUUAAAUGAUUCUCAGAAAUUUAUAGAUGAAUAUCAAAAAGAGAUACAGACAUGUAAAAAUAAUAUAACAUCGCUAGAAAGUCAACUACAGUAUAUUGUUAAUGAAAACCUUCAAUUAGUAGAAAAAUUAAAACCUAAAAAUAAUAAAGAAUUUGGAAAUGAAAAUCCAUUAUUUGAUAAAGCAGAAAUCACUUUAUAUGAACAAUCAAUAACUAAUUAUCAGUUAGAACUUAGUAAAUUAAAUACGGAGAUUGAAAAGGUUCAUCAAAAAACUUGUGACUUAGUUGAAUGUCAUCUUGUUGAGAAGCGUGAUUUUGUCCAACAAAUUAGUGAGAUGCAAACUCGUAUUGACCAACUUUUAAAAGAGAAAUGUGAUAGUGAAGUUGCUUUAAAAUUUUUAAGAAAUGAAAUAUUUGUAAACGUUCAAGAAAAAGAAUUGUUUAUUCAACAAUGGAAAGCAAAACAAGAAGAAACUUAUAUGGAAAACGAAGAAGUUAAAGAAAACUUAAAAAAAGAAGUUCAACUUUUGAAUGAUGAAUUAGCGCAUGCGCAAGAUGAAGUACUGUUACUUAAUGAUGCGAUAUUUGAGUUAACCGAUAAGGUAAAAUUGUUGGAAGAAGCGAGAGAUCAAGAGGUAUCAAACUCUUACAAACUAGCUGAAGAGUUACAAUUGGUUCAUCAAGAAAAAGAACGUACUUUUGAGUCUAAAGAACAGUUAGAGAUUCAGUUAGAAUUGAUGAUAAAGCAAAUUGAUUCUUUAACCAACCAAGUAGUCAUUUAUACUGACGCUAUCGCAAGUAAAGAUACUGCUAUCUUAAACUUGGAAAAAAGUUGUGCAGAACAUCAGAUUAGUUUACAAAGCGUGCAAAUGUGUGUAGAUUUUCUCAAACAAGAUGUGGAUAUACUUCGACAAGAAAAAGCUGAGCUAGAAAGUCGUAUUCGUCGUGAUAUUCAGCAAGCGUGGGAUAAUUUGGUCACCGAUAACAAUAAUUAUCGGGGAGAGGUUUUAAAGAAAGAAAAAUAUAAUCUUGAAAUUCGGCGUGAACUGGAAACAUUAAUGCGCGAGAAAGAAUUCCUUUUAUCUGCUUUACGCAAACAAGAUUCUUCCACAUCAAACAUAGAUAACGAACAUUUACAACAUCAAAUCACGUUAUUACAGCGUGAAAAAAACGAUGCAAAUAGUCAUUUUGAUCAAAUAUGCGUUGAGCUAAAAACUGAAAUUGAUAAAAUAACGAAAGAAAAAAACAAUUUAAACUUAAGGCUUGUUACCUUACGUGCAAUGCUUGAGCAAGAAGUUAAAGAUCAUGAGAGGACAAAAUUUUACAAAGAACAAUUAGUGCAAAACAAAUAUGAUUUCUUUUCAAAAUUAAAACAAUGUUCUUUUAAGAUAAAAAGUGAUUUAAAUCUAUUAAAAAGAGAAACAGUAUCAAAUAUUGCUGAAAUGAAAAGUGCUUAUCAGCAGUUAAGUGAUAUUCUACCAGGAAUUAUAAAACGUUCAAGCGACAAAAGGUCAGAUAUUUCAUGUAAAAUGACAGCUGAGCUGAACAAAAAUGAUCUUUUAAGAAAAAUUGAAAUUCUACAAGAAUUAAAGCAACUAUCUGAUGCAAGAUUAGGUGAUGUCAUUGGUGUUCUUAAAGAAUUAGACCUAUUAAAACAAGUUAAAGAAAAGCUUUUAGUUUUGGAGAGUCGUCGUGCAGAACUUCAUGAAAGUUUCUCUGGUCAACCUAAGAUGAAAUUGCCGAAAAAAAUAAACAAAAGGUUAUUCGAAAAUAAAGUUGAAUUGAAUAAUAUUACAAAUCUAGAGAAAAGUGAAGAUACAAAUCAAGAUUUAAAGGAGCCAAAUAGAAAUCGUAAUAUCAAUCAAUCUUUUAACUUUGAAGGCAAUCAGAGUGCUACUCAAUCUUCGCCUUUUAGUCCAAGUAUUCUUGCAAACUCCGUGGAACUUAAUACAAGUCCCUUUGAAUUCGAACCUAGUACUCCCAAAAUGCAACGAAAUUAGUUUUUAUAUAUUGAAUUUAUAAUAAAUGGAUUAUUGUCCAGCA
This is a messenger RNA of Hydra vulgaris (swiftwater hydra), 39088 nucleotides long. The record is from RefSeq and is a predicted model, not a curated record. NCBI's taxonomy places the organism in Eukaryota, Metazoa, Cnidaria, Hydrozoa, Anthoathecata, Hydridae.